Coregonus sp. 'balchen' is the source of this 6585-nucleotide messenger RNA. NCBI's taxonomy places the organism in Eukaryota, Metazoa, Chordata, Actinopteri, Salmoniformes, Salmonidae. The record is from the annotation of a GenBank genome assembly.
AUGGCAGUGGGGCGAUGCAGUAUAGCACUACAGGAGCGUCGUGUGCAACUAGUGGAGAGCUGCAGCCAAAAUGUCACCCACCUCCAGGAGCUUCUUUACCAGGUAGGGGCUCUUACUGAGGAGGACCUCAGCCUGGUGAGAGGGGGAGGUCGCCUGGGGGAGAGGGACUGUAUGAGGACUCUGCUGGAUGUGCUACAUGGGCGUGGAGAGGAAGCCUGUCGAGCCUUCUUUCAUGUACUACAGUCACAGAGAGCCAACACGGAGUCUGAGUCUAUGCUGGCAGCUAUCCCACCUGAGGGCUCUGGACCCAGCAGCAGUGGCUCUAGUCCAACCAACAUGCAGGAGCACUUGAGGAAACACAAGAACAUAUUAGGCAGGCAGCACAGUCCCAUUGAUUACCUUAGUAUCAGGACUAGUAGAUGUAGUAGCUCAGAGAGUGUUGAUGAGCCUGGUUCCUUUACAGAUAUCAUGUGGUCCAGGUGCGUGGGCUACACUGUUCCCUUGCAGUACCACCAGCACGAGGCAGCCAUGGUGGGUGACGCCUUCCGGAGCCAGGACCAGGUCUGUACCUUUCAAGAUGUCUGCCAGAGUCUGCUGUCUGUUCCAGGAGACGACAUGACUCUGCUCUCGGGGGUGGCCGGUAGUGGGAAGACCACUGUGGUGAGACGGCUGGUUCAUGAGUGGGCCCGGGACUCUGACUCCCAGAAGAUAGUCCUGUCCCUAUCCUUCAGAGAGCUCAAUCUGCUCAGUGAGCCUCAGAGCCUGCAGGAGCUUCUCCUGGUGUACUACAGCCACCUCAAACCUGUUCUGGCCCGGAUCGUUGACUCCCAACCUGGACGGAUCCUGCUCAUCUUGGACGGGCUCGAUGAGUUCCGCUUCCCCCUGGACUUUGAGCGGAGCCCCAAGUGCUCAGACCCGGAGCGGAGGCUGGGCAUGGGGGAGAUGGUGGUGAACCUGAUUAAGGGUCACCUCCUCCCCGGUAUCUCCAUCCUGGUCACAUCACGGCCCCACUCCGUCUCCAAGGUCCCUCCCCUGCUGGUGACCCAGCUCUACAGCAUCCUGGGCUUCUCCACAGACCAGCAGAGGCACUACUUUGAGCAGAGCUGCAGCUCUCCCCUGGUGGCCUCUGACGUGUGGGGCUAUGUUUCUUCCUACCAGCCCCUCCAGCUCAUGUGCCGUAUACCGGCCUUCUGCUGGAUUGUCUCCACUGCCCUGCGUGAUGGAACCCCCUGCUGCCUUAGACAAGUCACCACCACCACUCUGCCCAGUACAGCUAGGACAAGGCCAGCAGGCUCCAGUGAUACCACCACCAACAACAACAGGGCUGAAGAAGCCACUCCAACCCCUUCCACCUUCUCCUCCACUGUUCCCAGGGUGAUGUUAAUGAGCGGCCAUGUCAAGCCCAUCACCAUCACAGAGAUCUACUGCUGCUUCCUCAAGUCCAUCCUGGUGUUCCACGGAGAGGGCCGCAGUCAGGAAGGCUGCAGCCCGCAGCGUCUCCAGGAGGCUCCGCAGGUCCUACAGGAGAUGCAGCCCACGCUGAGAAACCUGGGAGCCCUGGCCUUCAAGGGCUUUCUAGAGCGACGCUUCCUCUUCAACCAGGCUGAUCUGAGCUCUUUCUCCCUGGACUGCAGCGGCCUGUCCAAGGCCUUCCUGGUGGAGAUCCUCAGAGAGGACCGGGCCUCGCUCAGCUACCAGAGGAGCUUCCACUUCAUCCACACUAGUGUACAGGAGUUCCUGGCUGCUCUGUACUACAUCCUGCAGGCCCUCUCCGGCUCAGACCCAUUCUCAGGGCUCAAGUCAGCCGGUGGUGUAGCCCUGUUUUCAGUCGCCCUGCACAAAGUGUUAACCUCCACUGCUAAUAAGCUGCUGAGGCCCAGACGACUCCUGCGCAGAUACGUCAAGAAGGCUUUCUCCUGGGGUGGACACCAUCAGUCUGGUCACAUGGACCUCUUUUGCAGGUCAAAUAAUAUGUACAUACAAAUACAUAUACAAAUACAUAGAUAAAAGUAGUAUUGUGUUUUGUCAUUCACUUCAUCCCAUUUAACGUUCAGAAAAUGUCUCUUUGUUAACUUGUUUCUCUCUCCAUUAAUUGUACAUUAUUUCGCAUUUCUCUCCUUGGGUAGAUUUGUAUCUGGCCUAUUGGUACCUCAAAUCCGUGUAAUCCUGGAUGGACUAUUCCGAGGCAGAUCACAAAUACUCCCAUCUCUCUCCUCCUCCUCUCUGUCCCUGCCCUCUCCUCCUCCUCCUCCUCCUCCCACCCCUCCCUUUCUCCUGAGCCUGCUCCACUCCCAGCUCCAAUGUGGCAGACUGAGUCCAGAGAGGCAGGUCAACGUGUGCCACUGCCUGUAAGAGGCCCAGGACCCAGGCCUGGCCCAGCGUCUACAAAGCUGGCUGCAGGUCCUGGCCCAGCAACAGGUCCCAGACCAGUCUGGCCCAGCCAAGAGGGACUGGAGCGAACUGGCCUUCCUGCUGCAGCUGAUCCCAGACCUGCAGGAUCUAAAUCUGGAGGCCCAGGGGCUGGACGCGGAGGGCUUGCGUAGACUGCUGCCUGUACUCCCUCUCUUCAACACCCUUAGGUGGGCUAAGUCAUGUGUAACACCUUAAAUCAGGCUUAAUCCAAACACAAAAAUGAAGUUAUCUAUAUUUUUCUCCAAACUGUAUUUGUUUCAUGAUACAUGAGAAUGAAAACCCUGUGUAUUUAUCUCCUGUAUUUUUUCCUCAUAAAGGCUAGGUCAGAAUCCACUGGGUCCUGAGGGGGCAAUUGUGUUAGCCUGUGCUGUGCAGAGCCCAGACUGCCGUGUUGAGAGACUGUGGUGAGUACAGUAUAAGGGCUAAUUGAAGCAGAGAGAAUAAUUGGAUAGGAUAACUGAUAUCACCACCUUGGAGGGACUACAUGGACUUUUAAAAAAACACUCAUUUUCCUUUUCUGUUGCAAAGCAGUUUAAAACGUUUUCCAUGGCAUGCCCUAAUGAACAUGACCCUGUGUAAUUGUUCUGGUUCCAGGGUGGUAGGGACAGGACUGGGUUGCGAGGGACUCAAGGUGCUUACAGAAGGACUGAAAGACAACCACACAGUGGUCGACCUCAGGUAACACAGGAUAUUAAUGCUCUGAUAGGCUACAGCUAGUCAAUAAAAUUCAUUAUAAAGCAGUCUCUCACCAAUCAUUGUCUGCCAUCAUUCCAUGGUUUAAGGAUGGCCAUCAAUCACAUUGGCGACGUGGGAGCGGGCUGUCUGGCGGAUCUACUGCAGACCAAUCAUACACUUAAAGAUAUCAGGUGAAGAUGAGAAACCACUGCUAUCAAAGAUAUCAUCCUUUGCGGUUAAAAACAGCCUAGUCACACAUCUGUGGUCAAGUUCUCGCAUAUUCUUAUGUUAGUUCACACUAGGUAAUUACAAGAAUAAGGCCUGGAUUCAAACAAACACAGAUGUGCACUAUUGCUGUACCUAGGUUGUUGAUCUGUCUUGGAUUGAUCCUCGAACAUAGGCUUUUGGUCAGGUAAAUCAAUAUUAGCAACAGACAUGUUUUUGUGUUCCUCAGGCUCCGUGACAACCAGAUUACUGAUAAGGGAGUAGAACUCCUCAUGGAAGCACUGACUGAGAAUACCACUCUGGAACAUCUCUGGUGAGCAGUGACACACUCUCGGUUUACCAUGUACACUACCGUUCAAAAGUUUGGGGUCACUUAGAAAUGUCCUUGUUUUCAAAAGAAAAGCAAUUUUUUUGUCCAUUAAAAUAACAUCAAAUUGAGCAGAAAUACAGUGUAGACAUUGUUAAUGUUGUAAAUGGCUAUUGUAGCUGGAAACGGCAGAUUUUCUAUGGAAUAUCUAAAGCAGAACUUAAUAUUUGGUACAGAAACAUUUGUUUGCAAUUACAGAGAUCAUACGUUUCCUGUAGGUCUUGAACAGGUUUGCACACACUGCAGCAGGGAUUUUGGCCCACUCCUCCAUACAGACCUUCUCCAGAUCCUUCAGGUUUCGGGCCUGUCGCUGGGCAAUACGGACUUUCAGCUCCCUCCAAAGGUUUUCUAUUGGGUUCAGGUCUGGAGACUGGCUAGGCCACUCCAGGACCUUGAGAUGCUUCUUACGGAGCCACUCCUUAGUUGCCCUGGCUGUGUGUUUCGGGUCGUUGUCAUGCUGGAAGACCCAGCCACGACCCAUCUUCAAUGCUUUUACUGAGGGAAGGAGGUUGUUGGCCAAGAUCUCGCGAUACAUGGCCCCAUCCAUCCUCCCCUCAAUAUGGUGCAGUCGUCCUAUCCCCUUUGCAGAAAAGCAUCCCCAAAGAAUGAUGUUUCCACCUCCAUGCUUCACGGUUGGGAUGGUGUUCUUGGGGUUGUACUCAUCCUUCUUCUUCCUCCAAACACAGCGAGUGGAGUUUAGACCAAAAAGCUAUAUUUUUGUCUCAUCAGACCACAUGACCUUCUCCCAUUCCUCCUCUGGAUCAUCCAGAUGGUCAUUGGCAAACUUCAGACGGGCCUGCACAUGCGCUGGCUUGAGCAGGGGGACCUUGCGUGCGCUGCAGGAUUUUAAUCCAUGACGACGUAGUGUGUUACUAAUGGUUUUCUUUGAGACUGUGGUCCCAGCUCUCUUCAGGUCAUUGACCAGGUCCUGCCGUGUAGUUCUGGGCUGAUCCCUCACCUUCCUCAUGAUCAUUGAUGCCCCACGAGGUGAGAUUUUGCAUGGAGCCCCAGACCGAGGGUGAUUGACCGUCAUCUUGAACUUCUUCCAUUUUCUAAUAAUUGCGCCAACAGUUGUUGCCUUCUCACCAAGCUGCUUGCCUAUUGUCCUGUAGUCCAUCCCAGCCUUGUGCAGGGCUACAAUUUUAUCCCUGAUGCCCUUACACAGCUCUCUGGUCUUGGCCAUUGUGGAGAGGUUGAGUCUGUUUGAUUGAGUGUGUGGACAGGGUCUUUUAUACAGGUAACGAGUUCAAACAGGUGCAGUUAAUACAGGUAAUGAGUGGAGAACAGGAGGGCUCUUAAAGAAAAACUAGAGGUCUGUGAGAGCCGGAUUCUUACUGGUUGGUAGGCAAUCAAUAAUUAUGUCAUGCAAUAAAAUGCAAAUUAAUUACUUAAAAAUCAUACAAUGUGAUUUUCUGGAUUUUUGUUUAGAUUCGUCUCUCAUAGUUGAAGUGUACCUAUGAUAAAAAUUACAGACCUCUACAUGCUUUGUAAGUAGGAAACCUGCAAAUCGGCAGUGUAUCAAAUAUUGUUCUCCCCACUGUACAUAGGCAUACAGAGGCCCAUUAUAGAACCAUCAGUCCUGUGUUCCAAUGGCACGUUGUGUUUGCUAAUCCAAGUUUAUCAUUUAAAAGGCUAAUUGAUAAUUGAAAACCCUUUUGCAAUUAUGUUAGCACAGCUGAAAACUGUUGUGCUGAUUAAAGAAGCAAUAAAACUGGCCUUCUUGAGACUAGUUGAGUAUCUGGAUCAUCAGCAAUUGUGGGUUCAAUUACAGGCUCAAAAUGGCCAGAAACAAAUAACUUUCUUCUUAAACUCGUCAGUCUAUUCUUGUUCUGAGAAAUGAAGGCUAUUCCAUGCGAGAAAUUGUCAAGAAACUGAAGAUCUCGUACAACGCUGUGUACUACUCCCUUCUCAGAACAGCGUAAACUGGCUCUAACCAGAAUAGAAAGAGGAGUGGCGCAGUGCUCUAAGGCACUGCAUCGCAGUGCUAGCUGUGCCACUAGAGAUCCUGGUUCGAAUCCAGGCUCUGUCGUAGCCGGCCGCGACCGGGAGACCCAUGGGGCGGCGCACAAUUGGCCCAGCGUCGUCCAGGGUAGGGGAGGGAAUGUCUGGCAGGGAUGUAGCUCAGUUGGUAGAGCAUGGCGUUUGCAACGGCAGGGUUGUGGGUUCGAUUCCCACGGGGGACCAAAAAAUAUAUAAUGUAUGCACUCACUAACUGUAAGUCGCUCUGGAUAAGAGCUUCUGCUAAAUGAUGUAAAUGUAAAAAUGUAAAUGAGUGGGAGUCCCCGGUGCACAACUGAGCAAUAGGACAAAUACAUUAGAGUGUCUAGUUUGAGAAACAGACGCCUCACAGGUCCUCAACUGGCAGCUUCAUUAAAUAGUACCCGCAAAACAGCCGUCUCAACGUCAACAGUGAAGAGGCGACUCCGGGAGGCUGACCUUCUAGGCAGAGAUACAAAGAAAAAGCCAUAUCUCUGACUGCCCAUCUUAAUCUUUUCUUUUUCAACUCUGCCUAGAAGGUCAGCAUCCCGGAGUCGCCUUUUCACUGUUGACGUUGAGACUGGUGUUUUCAAAAACAAGGACAAUUCUAAGUGACCCCAAACUUUUGAACGGUAGUGUAUAUGCUCUAAUUAAUACAUUUCUUAUAAAACAUUGAGGAAUUUGAAUUCCAAUCUGCAGGUAUGGGUCUGCAACCUUAACAUCUUUACAUUAGUUUACUUAGCAUUGAUACUGUUAUCUGCUCAAUUUCCUACUAUUUGAACAAGAUAAUAUUUUACAUAUGUUGACAUUUCAUUGUGACUGUCUCUUUUCUCAGGAUGUUUGACAACAAGUUAUCAAAGGAGGGAGUCAGGAAGCUGAAGGAGUUCGCCAGGAACAUGUCUCAUCUGGACAUCAAAGUGUGCAUCUGA